Molecule: messenger RNA, 3061 nt
Organism: Sceloporus undulatus (fence lizard)
Lineage: Eukaryota; Metazoa; Chordata; Lepidosauria; Squamata; Phrynosomatidae
Gene: PKD2L2
Product: polycystin 2 like 2, transient receptor potential cation channel
Exons: 15
Coding region: 1030-2880 (616 amino acids)
Biological process (GO): detection of mechanical stimulus; transmembrane transport; monoatomic ion transport
Cellular component (GO): membrane
Molecular function (GO): calcium channel activity; calcium ion binding
Source: RefSeq, a predicted model, not a curated record
AGGCUGGGGUUUCCUUGGCAAGGUUUCCUGAGGGGAGGGGUCUUGCCAUGGCCCCUGGCCCUCCUCUGGGGCCGAGGAGGAGAGUGUCACACUGCCACUCGAGGGAGGCCUAGCGGGGGCCUGGGACUAAGCCUGGUCUCCAGGGAGAGAGAGGGAAGCGGGGGUUCUGGCUUCGAACGCGGCGGCGGGCGGCGUCUGUUGGCGCCGAAGGAAGGCUCCGAGGGGCGACUAGGCCUCUUGUCCCUCCGCCAUCUUCUUCUUUCCCCUCCUCCUCCUCCUCCGUGGCUCCGCCAUGGCGCCGGCAGGGGACAAGGCCAGCAUGGAGUCAGGCCUCCUUGACCGGCGGAGUAGUGGCGAGCCAGUAGAGUGUUUGCAAGUUCCAAGGGGAACAUCAAUGGCAGUGAUCCUGAGACUUUGUUAUCCAGCUAUUCAUUUGGCAAAGUAAGUAUGGUUUCCCCUUAAGAAUAAAAAAAUGAGUAAGACUUAGACCAAGCACAAAUUGUUGCCCUGUCCACUAUACAUUUGCUACUACAUUUACAAUUUAUUCCACAUACAGUCCCAUUUUCAAGAUGCUUCAUAUUUAUGCCUAACUUUUGAGAACAUAAGCAAAAGAAGAGACUUGGUUUUAUUAUACGUACCAAACAGAAUUACUUUUCCUACAGUAACCAGAGUUCAGUGAAAUAAGAGGUAGCAAAGUUAGCUCAUAGAGGUAAAAGCCCGCCUUUCUAUUAUUUCAAUUGAGCAUUUGGUAUUGGAGAUAAUCAAGGACGCAGUCAUGGUUGUAAAUAUUGCAGUGCCCUCUGGACGCUUUCUUAAUUGAAGUUUGUCUUUACAACUAGUAUUUUUGAAUUACAUAAAAUGUGGUGGCUCCUAACUUUGUGUUUAAUGCAGUCAAAAACAAAGUUGCAUAUCUGGGGUUUGCAUUUUUCUUUUGUCCCAGUGCACAAAUAACUGGAUUUGUUUCUCUUGUAGCACCCAGAAACUUAUUUUUAUUUCUUUGGCUUUAACAGUUUUUCUCACAUUGUUUUUAUGUUCUUGGAAAUUCCAUGCAUUAUAGGCAAUGUGAGACCUCGAUUGACUCAUAGUAGAGAGCUAGAAAUGAAAACUACCCUUCAGGAACUACUGAUCUACAUCAUUUUCUUAACAGAUUUGUGUAUAUUGACAUUUGGUAUGGUGAGCACAGAUAUGUACUACCUAAAUAAAGUUAUGUUAAAUCUCUUCCUGGAAACUCCUUUAUCAGCUACAGAUAAAACUGACUUCACAACCAUGGCCAGCAUUACAGACUAUUGGCAGUUUCUAGAAGGACCACUACUGGAUGGCCUUUUUUGGAACUCAUGGUACAAUGAUAAUUCCACAUCGCUACAUAAAAACAGCAGUCACAUCUACUAUGAGAAUUUACUAUUAGGAGUACCUCAGAUUCGGCAACUAAGAAUCCGUAACAACACGUGCUCAAUCUAUCCCUCUUUCCGGGCAUUUAUGAAAGUAUGUUAUGGUCAAUACCGCUAUACAUAUGAGGAUAGAGAAAGCUUUGGCCUUAAGAACGAUUCUGCGUGGCAUUAUUCUACUUCUACCACAUUGUCUCCAUGGCACUGGGGCCUCAUUGGUCUAUACAGUAGUGGAGGAUUUAUGUUCACCUUGCCCAAGUCAAAGGAAAAAAGUUUAGACAAACUCUUGUUUCUCAGGGAGCAUAGUUGGAUUACCAGAGGGACAAGGGUCAUCUUCAUUGAUUUUUCAAUGUAUAAUGCCAAUGUUAACCUCUUCUGCAUAGUCAGACUCGUUGUGGAAUUUCCUGCAACAGGUGGUGUAAUCCCUUCCUGGCAGUUCCACUCUGUGAAGCUUCUCAGAUACGUCACCUAUUAUGAUUAUUUCCUGGCCUCUUGUGAAGUCAUAUUUUGCCUUUUCAUCUUCACUUUCAUUAUUCAAGAAAUUACAAAAAUGAAGAAGCUGAAAAAAGAUUAUUUUAGAGAUGCUUGGAACUGGCUGGACAUAUUACUGCUCCUGUUGUCUGUAUUUGCGAUUGCCUUCAAUGUUUACAGAACAGUUGAAGUGUCCAGGCUAAUGGAAAAUUUGCUGUCCAAUUCAGAUGCUUAUCCAGACUUUUAUUUCCUUGGAUUCUGGCAGACCCGUUAUAAUAAUAUGAUUUCAGUGAAUGUCUUCUUUGCAUGGAUAAAGAUAUUUAAAUUCAUAAGCUUUAACAAGACCAUGACUCAGCUGUCUUCUACUUUGUCCCGCUGUGCUAAAGACAUCAUAGGAUUCGCCAUCAUGUUCUUUAUCAUCUUCUUUGCAUAUGCACAGUUGGGUUACCUGGUAUUUGGAUCACAAGUGGAUGAAUUUUCCACUUUUCAGAAUUGCAUUUUUACCCAGUUUCGUAUUGUUCUUGGAGAUUUUAACUUUGCCAGUAUAGAGCAUGCAAAUCGAAUUCUUGGGCCAAUUUACUUCAUCACAUUUGUAUUCUUUGUGUUCUUUGUACUGCUGAAUAUGUUCUUGGCAAUCAUUAAUGACACAUACUCAGAAGUGAAAGCUGACUUUUCAGUUAUCCCAAGCAGAGAUUUUGAGAUCAGUGACCUUAUUAGACAGAGUUACAACAAAGCUCUAGUCAAACUCAAGUUGAAGAGGCAGACAUCACAGACAGAAGACUUAUACAGCUUGAAAAGGCCUUUUAGAAAAGGACAGUCCGCUUCCAGAGCAGAUGUUUCCAAGGCUUUCUCCAGAGAUUUCAGCAGGAAGACAAGAGCUCAGACUUCCACAUCUUCAGGAGGUCUUGAUUCUGUUUCUCACCGGGAAUUCCAGAAGCUCUCCAGAUAUGUUGCAGAAAUGGAGAAACAACUGAAAGAUGUGACAUUUAAACUUAAUGAGAUUAUGAAAUCUAUGUCCAGAUGAAUUGAUUCACCAAAAAGACUAAAGUAACAAGCGGUCAAAAGACGCAGAGUGCCGGGAGCUGACAUCCUGUCAUGGAUAAUAGCAAUGAAGAGUGUUUUGAAAUGAAAGAUCGACUCCACUAGCAACUUGUUUAAGCCUUCAAAUGUCACAGGAGACAAAAUAAAGUCUUGUAGUUUUAUAU